Molecule: messenger RNA, 1275 nt
Organism: Centrocercus urophasianus (Greater sage-grouse)
Lineage: Eukaryota; Metazoa; Chordata; Aves; Galliformes; Phasianidae
Gene: PENK
Product: proenkephalin
Exons: 2
Coding region: 1-813 (270 amino acids)
Biological process (GO): neuropeptide signaling pathway; sensory perception; chemical synaptic transmission
Cellular component (GO): dendrite; axon terminus; plasma membrane
Molecular function (GO): opioid receptor binding
Source: RefSeq, a predicted model, not a curated record
AUGCAGUCAGAGAUACAGCACAACUUGCAAUGUAAGCACAGGCGGACCGGAGUCCGGUGCCGGUGGUACCGCAGCUCCCGGCCGCAGAUUGCCGCACUCUCAGCACCUCUCAGCGCUCAGGAAAGUUUUCGUCUUAAGCUCUCACAGGCAUGUACACUAGAAUGUGAAGGAAAGCUGCCUUCUGCCAAGGCCUGGGAGACCUGCAAGGAACUGCUGCAGCUGACAAAACUGGACCUGUCUGAGGAUGGAAACGCUGCUCCAGGAGACAAAAAAGAGCUGGAUGAGAACCAUCUGCUUGCCAAGAAAUAUGGGGGCUUCAUGAAGAGAUACGGGGGUUUCAUGAAGAAAAUGGAUGAGCUCUACCACCCAGAGUCAGAGGAUGAAGCUAAUGGAGGAGAGAUCCUGGCUAAGAGGUACGGAGGGUUCAUGAAGAAGGACUCAGAUGAUGAUGCCCUGGCUAAUUCCUCUGAUCUGCUGAAGGAGCUUUUAGGAGCAGGGGAUAACCCUGAAGCGGCGCAUUACCGAGGAAUAAAUGAAAAUGAUGGAGACGUCAGCAAAAGAUACGGCGGUUUCAUGAGAAGCAUAAAGCGCAGUCCAGAACUGGAGGAUGAAGCCAAAGAGCUGCAAAAGAGAUACGGUGGUUUCAUGAGAAGAGUGGGCAGGCCAGAGUGGUGGCUGGAUUACCAGAAACGGUACGGCGGCUUUCUCAAGCGCUUCGCUGAUUCCAUUCUCCCUUCAGAAGAAGAUGGGGAAACUUAUUCCAAAGAGGUCCCAGAGAUGGAAAAGAGAUAUGGUGGAUUUAUGAGAUUUUAAUACCUUUCCCUUUAUCCCUUUUGUCCUAAAUGAGAGAGACUGCCUUAUUGGUCAUAACUUAUUGUAAUGUGUGCUUGUAUUGUACAGUUUUUUUACCGUCCUGGUUAAUGAUGCAACCUGUGAUCUAUUGUUCCAGGUCCUGUGUUCUUUCAAGUCAAAUAACUAAUUCCUGGUUUAGUCAAGUUUUGGUCUGUGCUGUAGUUUCCAUGCUAAAAUGAUUUUGAUUACUGUAUUAAUUUUCUUUGAACAGGAAGUACGUCUACAGUAGAAUUGCUUUACCGUAUAUACAAUAAAUUCUUCAUCCUAAUUGCAUCAAUUCUGAAAUGCUUUUUUCUCUGUUAUUUAAUCAAACAUAUCAUUUUUUUCUUAAUGGUAAGCGUAGUAACUCCAAACUGUUCUGUAAUUACAGAAUUUGUACUGCACACACAACACCUGAAAUGAAUUUUUGUUUUUAGUUUUCUC